CAGGGGGGAAAGGGGAGUGCGGGGGCCCGGGGGGGUGAGAGGCGCUCAGGCAAUGCUCUCGUGUUGCUGGGGUGGGUUUUCUGGCUGGCACAGUUGAGGUAUCGAGGUUAUCUGGUUAUCUUGAGCAUUAUAAGGUACACUGGUAUUAGGGUAGGGUUACCUAGGUUCCUUCAUCCGAGGGCCUUGAUCUGAGGCGAGUGGGAAGCAUCUGAUGCACGUGCCCGGGGAUCAGUUAGCACUAUUUUGUACUUAUUAUCAAGAAACUGCCCUACGCGCAAACCUACCGCGAGUCCCGUCGAUGUUUCCUCGUCCCAGUGGAACUGGAUGGCCAAGUCACGUUCUGGCCAGCACCCCCGCUAUAUUCUGUACCGACCGACGCUCGGGUCUCAUCCCAUCCCCGACUCUGGCCCGCCACGCCUUCCUGCCGCCGACUGGAGGGCUAUCCGCGCAUGGGUAAUCUACCUACUUCCCCAGCAGCCGGACUUAUCCUGCAAGCCACGCCGCAACGGAUUCUUGUCUGCUUUUGGGGGUUGCCGUUUCUCUAGGGUGUUUUUGUUGUUUUGUUUUCGCGCAUUAUUAGUCUACCUACCUACCUUGCCACGGAUACCCUGGGCUGCUCCGGACUCGGCCUACGUGGAGCGAGGUGUGCAGCACGAAAAAGAACCAGCUUCGCUGUGGUGCAACUCCAAGCCCACCCCGUCACAUCUCGAGUCCCGCCUGCAAUUCCGCCGUUGCUUGACCGGUCCUCACCGAGUGCCCACCCGGAAUAUUUUACAAAUUCUACAUAAUUUGAAAGAGAAGCGAAAAAAGAAAAGCAUAAUAAAACAGGAGGAAAAAAAAGAAGAGCUACCCAGUCUGAGGCCGGGUGGGCGAGGAGUGAGGAGUGCGGAACCCAGCUGGCGUAGGGCCGUGGCGCCCCUCGAUCAUGGGAGUGUGCCGCAACUAAUAACGACGCGCGAGGCAAAUAAUGCAUCAAGCUCCCAACCUGGCUGAGGCGCCGCCCAAGAAAAUUGAUGACACUCGCUCUGGGCAACAUGCCCCGGGCAGCCCCGAACACAAUGGCCUCAGCAUUAGUACUGCCCAUGGAAAUCACGCCCACCCGCCCGGCGGAACUUCCCCUCCGGCGAGGAAAGACACCACGUCGUCGACGUCGACCACGGCAACUAUCGCAACCCUGGCGACGCUUGCCUCCACCGAAACAGCGUCCUCUGGAUACAGCGCCGAGGCAUCGCCAACCUUUGUAACGCAGGC
Molecule: messenger RNA, 1251 nt
Organism: Lasiosphaeria miniovina
Lineage: Eukaryota; Fungi; Ascomycota; Sordariomycetes; Sordariales; Lasiosphaeriaceae
Exons: 3
Coding region: 325-993 (222 amino acids)
Source: RefSeq, a predicted model, not a curated record